AUAGUCUUAUAGCAGCAUAUAGUUUGAACGACGAUAAUGGCGACGACGCCGGGGGCGUUGCUAUCAAGGACUUUCCGAUCUCUGAAGCCGAGCAACUCCGGCGUAUUCCUUCGUUCUAAACCACCUGUCUCCUCCCUUCCAAUGUCAUCUCCUCCAUCUUCGGUGUCUGUUUCACCUAAUUCAUCGAAGAAGAAACCUAAACCUAAGCCUAAGCCUUUCUGGUCUGUAUAUUUGAUUCUCUCCACUAACCUCCCAAUCAAAACUUACGUCGGUGUCACAACCAAUUCUUCUAGACGGCUGAAAGAACAUAAUGGAGAACUGAGAGGUGGUGCCAAGACUUCUUAUGCAGGAAGGCCGUGGGUUUUUGCAUGUAUUAUUCAAGGAUUCAUCAAUAGAAGUGAAGCUUGCUCUUUCGAAUCAAAAUGGAAAAGUUGGUCAAAAAAAGUAACCCGCAAAAGGAGUAAUGCCAAUGAUACAAAGCAGCCAACCGACCCCUCCCGACUCCUCCUUCAACACAGGUUAGCAGCUUUGGGUCGAGUUCAAGAUAUAAUUGAUUGCAGUCAUUUAGAAAUUGAUUGGCGGUUGGAUCCUUCUUGACUUGUAUACUUCAGUUCAUUUUCAUUUCAUUCUAUAAAUUAUGUUUCAAAAUUUACCCACAAAAGAGUUCAUUUUUGGGGGGUAUUACAAUUUACAAUAGUUGUGUAAAUCUGAAUAAAAAUAUCAACUUUAGUAAAUUUAAGAUGGAAGCAUGAACU
Impatiens glandulifera is the source of this 755-nucleotide messenger RNA. RefSeq names its product structure-specific endonuclease subunit slx1. The transcript has 3 exons. Gene Ontology annotation, biological process: double-strand break repair via homologous recombination. The coding region runs from base 37 to 597 and encodes 186 amino acids. Gene Ontology annotation, molecular function: 5'-flap endonuclease activity; crossover junction DNA endonuclease activity. The record is from RefSeq and is a predicted model, not a curated record. Gene Ontology annotation, cellular component: Slx1-Slx4 complex. NCBI's taxonomy places the organism in Eukaryota, Viridiplantae, Streptophyta, Magnoliopsida, Ericales, Balsaminaceae.